UCCUGUCAAUGCCAAAUUAAAAGCGAGGAAAAAUGGCAACUACAACUUUGCCCGUUGUUCCUCCGAACAAUUCUCAAACAAAUUUAGAAAAAAUCGAGAGUUUCUUCAACGACUCGGCAUAUAAAGAAAUCCUAGAGUCCUCGGUCAACUUCAACACGAGACUAUGCAUCGAAAGAAGACUCAGACUGCCUUUUAUAGACACCCAAACGGGCGUAGCUCAAAACCACUGCUCCCUAUUCAUGCACAAAAGACAAAGACUGCCUGGGAUCCUCCCUGGUCAGAUUUAUUCCUACCCCAGACAACGCUGGAGGAAGAAAAGGAGACAGUACUUGACAAUGAACGCCAGGGCUUAUGCCAGGCAUGCCGAAUAUCUCGAUGGUGAAAGUGAUAUUCACAGUAUUAGCCAGAUAGAGAAUCCGGCAUUGCAGGAUACUGAUAGUAAAGAUAGUCAGUUAUUGUCUGGAGAAGUGUCUAAGGAAUGGUUUUAUGAUGAACAAGACAUGUUGGAAAUGGAUACCUAUGAUGAACCGGAUCCAGAUUCUGAUUUGGAUUACGAGGAAACAUACAGUAAAAGAAGGAAGGGUAGAAAGGGUGCUGGCAGGGGUCGUUCCGGUACUGAUUCGCCGAGUACCCCGGGCCGUAAGAGGGGCUCAGGGCGCGGUCGGGGUAAAAAGGGGGCACUAGCGGGCCACAACUUUGAACCCACUCCUGGAGAUCCCGAUAAACCUUUUGCAUGCGAACUGUGCGGCGCGCGCUACAAAACCCGCCCAGGACUGACCUACCAUUACGCCCACUCGCACAAAGACGGCGCUAGCGACGAAAAUUCGCGCGACAGCGCCACGGCCUCGCCUAUAGUCCCGCCCAAUCCCAAUAGCAACAGCGGCAGCAGUGGCGCGGCGGGCGUGGCUCAGUCGGCGUUCGCGGCGGCUCCGCCUAAUCCCGCCGUUCCCUCGGAAGGUCCCGCCUCCACGGCGCCGGCUCAGGGCGCGGUCGCAGGGCAGGCUCCUCCCACCACGGGCUCGGCAGCGGCAGCAGCAGCGGCGGCGGCGGCCCUGGGACAGGUCUAUCAAGACAGCUAUGUGUCGUUUUUGAACCAGACACCCGGAACGCCUGGUCGUCGAGGUCGCCAGCCGAAUCAACCGGCCACCGGCAUGUCUCCGGGGCCUCCCCCAUCCAACAACGCUCCUCCCGCCUUGCCCUCGCAGCCAAUGAACGUGCAGAGUCCGGCUCCGCCCACUCUACCUCCGAACCUGCCUCCUCAGCAGCCUGGAACUUCGAGCAGCGCCGUGGAAGACCCGCCUAUGCCGGUGUUGAAGCCGGAGAAGGCGUUGGAGACCACGCCUCUUCCGCCGAUGGCGCCGGAACCCAUGGGAGGUCCUAGCGGUAUGAUGGGGAUGAUGGGAGGUGACAAGAAGGUCCCGCCUAGUCCGUACUGCGAUUUCUGUCUAGGGGAUUCGACGCAGAACAAGAAAACUGGAGGAAUGGAGGAGUUGGUGUCUUGUUCGGACUGUGGACGAUCAGGUCACCCCACAUGUCUUCAAUUCACCGACAACAUGAAGAUUUCCGUCAAAAAAUACAGAUGGCAGUGCAUCGAGUGCAAGUGUUGCUCGAUGUGUGGCAAUUCGGACAAUGACGAUCAGUUGUUGUUUUGUGAUGACUGUGAUCGCGGUUAUCACAUGUACUGUCUGUCACCACCGCUAGAGAAUCCACCUGAGGGAUCAUGGUCUUGCAAUCUUUGUAUCGAACAGUUUCAUAACAAAUAAGAGAUAUUUUUCAAGCCCUGUCACUGUCUCUAUCUCUUUUUUGUCUCUGAAGACUAAAAACACUUCCAUUUGUUCUUAAAAUUAUUAGAAAAACGGCUGUUUAAAAAAAAAGAUUUCAUUAUCUAUUAUUUUUUACUUUUCUAUAUGUCCUAUUCAUUUAUAAACUUCUCUGUAGGUACUUAAUGUAAAAUUAAAAAAAAUAUUUGUUUAGAAGAGUACUUAAUUUUUUAUAUACUCGUACAUAAUUGUAUAGAUUUUUUGUUCAAGUUCCCGAAAGGUACUAACUACAAAUAUAUUUAACUCUGUAAAGAUUCGUAAGCGCUUAAAUUUGAAGAAAUAUAUACGAUAUAUGCUUAAAAAAUACUUAAAUAUCUCUUAUUAAUCUUAUUUUUUCUUUUUUGAGUGAUAAAGUUUCAAAAUGAUUUUUUUUUAUAUAAACUUCUACCUCUACAAUAUUUAUGU
Molecule: messenger RNA, 2225 nt
Organism: Sitophilus oryzae (rice weevil)
Lineage: Eukaryota; Metazoa; Arthropoda; Insecta; Coleoptera; Curculionidae
Gene: d4
Product: zinc finger protein ubi-d4 B
Exons: 8
Coding region: 33-1763 (576 amino acids)
Biological process (GO): nervous system development
Cellular component (GO): nBAF complex
Source: RefSeq, a predicted model, not a curated record